Racocetra persica is the source of this 179-nucleotide messenger RNA. The record is from the annotation of a GenBank genome assembly. NCBI's taxonomy places the organism in Eukaryota, Fungi, Glomeromycota, Glomeromycetes, Diversisporales, Gigasporaceae.
AGUCAUCAUUGGAGCAGUCUGAAUCUUUAUUGGAAUCGUUGCUGGAGUCAUCAUUGGAGCAGUCUUUUAGUAGAUUCUUUAAGUCUUUCAGUGGUUCUUCAUUAUUUUUUGGUGAUAGAAUCUUUUUUGGAGUCAUUGCUGGAGUCGUUGCUAAAGUUGUCAUUAAAGAAGUCUUUUAA